UCGGAUCGGUUGUUGGGUUGAAGUUUUUAGCUAGGUUUUUCAAGUUCCAGCCUCUUUGGAUUGUGCUUUGUAGAAUUGUAGCUAAGCUGCUUAAAGAUCAAGGAAAACUAGUAUGAAAGAAAGAAUGGUAAAUCCUCUGCAAUUGAAGUCCUUGAAUCAUAUUUCACUGGUAUGCAGGUCGCUCGAGAAAUCCCUCGAUUUCUACCAAAACGUUCUUGGCUUCUUUCCCAUUAGGAGGCCUGGCUCCCUAGACUUCAAUGGUGCAUGGUUAUACAACUAUGGGAUUGGCAUUCAUCUUCUUCAAGCUGAAGACCCUCAGACGCUGCCCAAGAUCAGCUACAUUAACCCCAAAGCUAACCACAUUUCUUUCCAGUGUGAGAGCAUGAGCAAAGUGGAGAACAAACUGAAGGAGAUGAAGAUCGAGUACGUGACGAGCAGCGUAGAGGAAGGAGGAAUCAACGUUGAUCAGCUCUUCUUCCAUGAUCCGGAUGGCACCAUGAUUGAGAUCUGUAAUUGUGACAACCUUCCUGUGAUACCCAUAGUUGGAGAUCAACCUCUGAGGUCUUGCACACGUGAGAAAUGCAUUGUGCAGCAGCAGCAGCAAGAAGCAAUAGCCCAGAUCAAACCCCAACAGAAAACCAUGACCUGCCUGCGUUCUAAUUCUAUACACAUGAAGGAUAGUCUUCCUUGCGCUUGAUUUAUGAAAAAAGUCCGUGUGAUCCAUAAUUCCACAUAUGUCAUUAGCAAGGAAAAUACUUGUG
Molecule: messenger RNA, 761 nt
Organism: Argentina anserina (silverweed cinquefoil)
Lineage: Eukaryota; Viridiplantae; Streptophyta; Magnoliopsida; Rosales; Rosaceae
Product: glyoxylase I 4-like
Exons: 3
Coding region: 113-697 (194 amino acids)
Source: RefSeq, a predicted model, not a curated record